AUGCCGUACUGGAGAUACAACCCCGGCUUGCAGGUACAAGGAGGCUGGUGUACGAUCCCUGACCAGUUACAGAACGGCCGCUACUCCCCCAGCAGUAAGAGAUGCCGUACUGGAGAUACAACCCCGGCUUGCAAGUACAAGGAGGCUGGUGUACGAUCCCUGACCAGUUACAGAACGGCCGCUACUCCCCCAACAGAAACAGAUGCCAUACUGGAGAUACAACCCCGGCAAGUACAAGGAGGCUGGUGUACGAUCCCUGACCAGUUACAGAACGGCCGCUACUCCCCCAGCAGUAAGAGAUGCCGUACUGGAGAUACAACCCCGGCUUGCAAGUACAAGGAGGCUGGUGUACGAUCCCUGACCAGUUACAGAACGGCCGCUACUCCCCCAGCAGUAAGAGAUGCCGUACUGGAGAUACAACCCCGGCUUGUACAAGGAGGCUGGUGUACGAUCCCUGACCAAUUACAGAACGGACGUUACUCCCCCAGCAGUAAGAGAUGCCGUACUGGAGAUACAACCCCGGCUUGUCAGAUGAUACCUGGAGCCUACGUUCCUCCAAACUGGGUAAUCUACUUUAGCUGUAACCCUGGCUACAAGCUAAAUACAACCAAGCUCGUUGCUGCUUGUUUUAAUGGUAAUUGGAUCCCAUGGCUGGCCCAAUGUGAAAAGGAGUCAAGUUUGGAGCCGUGUGCCAAGUCAGGCACUAUUGUCAACAGUAGCAACAAUCGGUUAGACAGCUGCAGCGGCGAUGUCGUGUUUGAGGACUCCUUCAACGGUCAACUCAGCGACAUGUGGAGACAUUCCGUCCUUAUUGGUGACACUCCGGACGAUAUGUUUAACGUUUUCCGAGAUGACCCGCAAAACAGCUUCACCAGUGAAGGGAACCUAGUGAUCAAGCCGACAGUGUUUAAUGCUGGUUACGUCACGUCAGGGUUACUGCAUCUACAAGGCUGCACAGCUCCAGAAGGGUUAGAGAUGUGGUUAUGUAAUCGGACAGGAUUCCCCUUCAGCAUUCUUCCUCCAGUUGCUUCAGCCAGAAUACAGACCCGAGAUUCCUUCAGCUUCCGCUACGGCGUGGUCGAUAUCAGAGCUAAGUUACCCAGGGGUGACUGGCUGGUGCCUGAGUUAUGGCUAGAACCAAAGGACCACGUCUACGGUCCAGGGUUGAGCUCAGGACGGAUCCGGAUAGCGUUGGUCAGAGGUAACUCUGAGCUGCAGUGUAAGGACGGCGACCUAGGACUCCAACGACUGGAGUCCGGUGUUCUCCUGGGUCCAGAGGACAAAGUCAGGAGAAGAUCCAUCCGCACCACUUUGCCUGACAGCUGGCUCGAUGAGUUCCAUAACUACAGUCUCAUUUGGAAACCUGGAAGCAUUUCUUUCAAGGUCGACAAUGAGAAUGAGAGAGAGCUGGCGUUAGAUGGAGGGCAUCUCUGUGGGGCUGACGCUGCUGAUGCAAACUGUUCCAUCUGGAGUAAUGGAUCAACCAUCGCACCUUUCGAUAAAGACUUUUACAUAUCACUUGGACUAUCAGCUGGAAGUGAACGGGAUUUUGCGGAUGAUUGCGUCAAUCGAGGACAGCCCAAGCCUUGGAGGAAUUUGGAUUUCAAGGCCAAGAGCGAUUUCUGGGACGACCGUGACAACUGGCGACUGACGUGGUCGGAGGCUGGGUCAGCUCUGUACAUAGAUCAUAUCCGGGUUACUGCACUCUGACGUGAUGGAGUUUCUACUCAUUAUAUGGGAAAUUGUUUGACGAUAUUACUAAAGACCGUUAUUAUUUACA
Messenger RNA from Macrosteles quadrilineatus (aster leafhopper), 1780 nucleotides. RefSeq names its product beta-1,3-glucan-binding protein 1-like. Gene Ontology annotation, biological process: carbohydrate metabolic process. Gene Ontology annotation, molecular function: hydrolase activity, hydrolyzing O-glycosyl compounds. Lineage: Eukaryota; Metazoa; Arthropoda; Insecta; Hemiptera; Cicadellidae. The coding region runs from base 1 to 1710 and encodes 569 amino acids. The record is from RefSeq and is a predicted model, not a curated record. The transcript is spliced from 13 exons.